UCUUUGCUUCGGAUUCAAAAAAAUUGGGUUCUUGUCUAUAAAAAAAAACGGAAAUCCCACCUCUCACAAUCUACAUGAAGCACGGACGGAACCCUUCCACUUAACAGACAGAACCCUUCCACUACUUGCCUUUGCUUUUAGCCUAAGAACAAUAAUAUAUACAUACUGUUAUUAUUAUUAUUAUUAUUAUUAUUUAAUUAUCCUGAAGAUUAUUUAUUAGAAGCAAGGAAAAGAUGGAAAUGAAUCGGAUUUAUGAGGAUUUGGCUAAGCAUCAUGUGAUUCUUAUUUCUUUUUUCCAUGAUAUAAACGGUUCCAUUCAUAUUCAUCUUGUUUUUCAGGCUCAAACAAGUGUUUAAUUCACCUUGUACCCUCUUCACAAAGUUAAAUUUUUGAAAGUUCCAAGUCGGAGAAACCAACAAAAUGGGGGGUUGAGGAAUACCCACUACUUGUUUUUCUAUGCCCGUGCCAUUAGGAGUAGAAUGAAGGGCCAUUUUGAGUUUUUCUACAAGUUCAUCUCGAUGUGCUCGAAGAAAACUGGUUCAAAGAUAUUUUGAUGUUCUGAUUGAAGGUUGAAAAGAUCAUCAAAGAUUGGAUCUUUUUUGUACUUGAGGGAGGUUAUUGGGAACUGAAAGAGUUAUGAGUUGGUAGUGUUCUUUUGCAAAGAUCUGAGUGAAUGGAACCUCCUACGGGGUUUUGUGCUUCCUUGUGUAGCUUCAUACGCUUUCUUCCUUUCUUCAUUGGGCUUCUGCUUCUAGGCACCAUCAAAGGUGUCCUGUUUUGCCCUUUGAUAUGCAUGAUAAUGACAAUUGGAAACUCUGCCAUCAUACUCGGACUUUGGACAGCACACGUUGUUUGGACAUAUUACUGCGUUGUGAGAGCUAAACAAUUAGGGCCUAUUCUGAAGCUUGUUAUCUGCACAUGUGUACUACCAGUGCUGUUGAUUUCAUCGCCGCUAGUUGGUAUUGUUGGAAGUAUUGUUGGUGGAGCUGCCUAUGGAUUUCUUUCACCAAUAUUUGCCACUUUUGAAGCUGUAGAGGAAGGAAAAGAUGAAAAUUUUUUCCACUGUUUUAUUGAUGGUACCUGGAGCACUGUUGAAAAGAGCUGCAUGGUUGUCAGGGAUGUAAAAGAUGUUUGUUUUCAUUCUUACUUCUCAGUUAUGGAUGACCUGCGACAAAAAGGACCUCCUAAUGCAAAAUACUAUGAGAUCAGGUUGCUUUAUCUUCCUGGUGCUUUUAUAGCUGCAGUUAUUGGAAUCAUUGUUGAUGUGCCAAUCAUAUCAUUUGUUGCCCUAUGCAAAGGCCCUUACAUGCUUUUUAAGGGGUGGCACCGAUUGUUUCAUGACCUUGUUGGCCGUGAAGGCCCUUUCUUGGAGACAAUAUGUGUACCUUUUGCUGGUCUUGCUAUCCUUCUGUGGCCAUUGGCUGUUGCUGGGGCAGUUUUGGCAUCCAUGUUAGCAAGUUUCUUUCUUGGUACCUAUGCAGGGGUUGUUGCUUAUCAGGAGUCUUAUUUCUUGUCGGGCCUUUGGUAUGCUAUCGCAGCUUUGGCCAUUUAUGAUGAAUACAGCAAUGAUAUUCUUGACAUGCCAGAAGGAACGUGCUUCCCUAGGCCUCAAUAUCGUAAAAAGGUUGAUUCAUCACAAAGAACUUCUCAUUCAAGUUCCAUCUCAACACCCAGCUCCUUCCGAAAGGCUCCUUCUCGCACGUCUUCAAUGAAAAAUAACAUUGCUGAGUUGAAAUCAUUUGAGCUGUUGGAUGGCUUAUUCAAGGAAUGUUUCCGCGUAGGAGAAAAAAUGGUUUCUGAAGGUCUAAUUACAGGAAAUGACAUAGAAGAAGCCAAGUCUGGUAAAGGGAGUAGAGUUAUUAGUAUUGGUCUACCAGCAUAUUGCCUACUCCAGGGACUCUUGCGUUCUGCAAAAGUCAACUCCAUGGGUAUAGUGAUUAGCGAUGAUACUGAACUAACCACCACAAACAGACCAAGGGAGAAAUUUUUUGAAUGGUUCCUUAAUCCCCUUUUGAUCAUUAAAGAUCAAAUCAAAGCCGAAAAUCUUUCUGACUCGGAAGAGGACUACCUCUGCAAAUUAGUUCUCUUGAGUGGUGACACACACAGAUUGAAAAAUUCAAACAUUGGCCCGGCCCCUGAAUCUGAGCUCAAACGUGCAGAACUCGAUGCAUUGGCUAGAAGACUGCAAGGGAUCACCAAAUCCAUGUCGAGGUUCCCAACCUUCAAGCGUCGCUUUGAUGAUCUUGUAAAAUCACUAUCCUAUGAUCUUGCUGAGAAGAGUGGAGUCCCAACAAUGACCAGAUCAAAGAGUGCCUUUGCUCGGUUGGUUACUUUAAAAUCUUUCAAAGGGACUGGAACCAAUGGGUCUAGUCAGGGAUCAGAACAUUUAUGAGAUGAAGAAAAUUUUUCACAAAAAUACCCUAUUAUAUAUAUACUAUUAACCUCCCCUCACCCAAAAAAGUAAAAUGUUACAGGUGUAUUCCACAGUUUCAUUUUGGACAGAAAAUUACGUCCCUGAUGAUAGUUCUAAUAUCUGACCUUGUCUACUCUACAUGUACACAAUUCUGAUACACAAAUGAACAGGAACAUAAGCAUAUUUGAGCAAAAUGCUGCCACAUGCAACUCUCGGCUGUUGUAGACUCGCCUAGCGUUGUCAUCAUGUCUUCUUAGAUCCCCGGGUGCAUUGAGAAAUGUAUCUAGAAUGAACUGUUACUUUUAGCAUAAGAGUAACACCAGUAGUAAUAUAUUCUUUUUAAUACACUCUUCAAUAUACUUUGUUGUUCUUAAAAAAUUGAUUAAUUUAUAUUAUAUUAUAUUUGUUGUCAUGAU
This is a messenger RNA of Abrus precatorius (Indian licorice), 2829 nucleotides long. RefSeq lists its product as uncharacterized. The record is from RefSeq and is a predicted model, not a curated record. Bases 674 to 2392 code for a protein of 572 amino acids. Lineage: Eukaryota; Viridiplantae; Streptophyta; Magnoliopsida; Fabales; Fabaceae. The transcript is spliced from 10 exons.